This is a messenger RNA of Histoplasma mississippiense, 1017 nucleotides long. RefSeq lists its product as hypothetical. Bases 1 to 1017 code for a protein of 338 amino acids. Gene Ontology annotation, cellular component: cytoplasm. The record is from RefSeq and is a predicted model, not a curated record. The transcript has 3 exons. NCBI's taxonomy places the organism in Eukaryota, Fungi, Ascomycota, Eurotiomycetes, Onygenales, Ajellomycetaceae. Gene Ontology annotation, biological process: ubiquitin-dependent protein catabolic process. Gene Ontology annotation, molecular function: ubiquitin conjugating enzyme binding; ubiquitin binding.
AUGUCGGACCCUGAUGCGCAAGCGGAUCUGCCGCCUACGAUGCCCCCGCGGCCACCCCGGAAGGAUUCCCCCACUCAACGACAACUCGAAGCCGAUGAAAUGUAUGCGCGUCAGCUUGCGGAGCAUUACAGCGGAGUGGGCCAACGUCAUAGAGCCCCGGAAUCUUCGUGGGACCAUGAACCGCAUUUGCCGAGACAACGCAGGGAGACUGGAUUAAAACCCAAUGAACUCCAUGAUGACAGAGAGCAUAACUUUUUUGAUGGUACUGUUGCACUUUCUAAAUUUCUUCAUUUAUCUGGUCUCGAUGAUCUACCGAUAAUUAAGGAGAACAUUCGCAAGGGAUUCCUAGAGACGCAGACGAAAGUUAACGCUUGGGUUCAAAACUUCAAGAAGAAGCUUGAGGGCGAUGACGAGGAGGACGAAUAUGGAAAUCCACCUCCCCAUCCAGCACAGGGAUAUGCCCAAGGAUACGGCGACACUCAGACCUAUCGCGCAAGGCGGAGCGGCGAGGCCAGGCGAAGUGGUGACCGCGAACGGUACGAUGCCGACCCUCAGGUCUUAGGUGACGACUUCUCCGCAUUAGAGCUGAGAGAUGCUGAAGCCCAUCUACCACGCUCAUCGCGACCCCUCGCAAACCCCGAUCUCUUUAAGCCCAACUCACCAUCACCUGACCGUCGAAAAGUCUCUUUCCAAGAGGGACCUCCUGAGGAAAUACAUGAUGCUUAUGGCCCCGGCUCUGCAUCUGACAGAAGCAAGCAGCCGUCAUCCACUGGCGGUAGCAAUAAGUCCAGCAAAUGGCAACCACUCUCUACAGUCGAACCUUCACCAGUUGCAGACAACGAUCCAUUCAGCCUUGGUGACAGCGACGACGAGAAGGAGAUUAGGAAUAACAAUAAAGAUCUUAAGCCCGACGAGGCUGAGAGGGUGAGGAAGGCUACUACAGAAGCUAUGGCGGGGGGUAUUGGGACUGAUUCUCCAAAGGCUGGCAACAAGAAUAAGCCCGCUGGGGGAACUUAG